Molecule: messenger RNA, 441 nt
Organism: Hemiscyllium ocellatum (epaulette shark)
Lineage: Eukaryota; Metazoa; Chordata; Chondrichthyes; Orectolobiformes; Hemiscylliidae
Product: zinc finger CCCH domain-containing protein 13-like
Exons: 5
Source: RefSeq, a predicted model, not a curated record
AGAGAGCGAGAGAAAAAGCGAGAGAGCGAGAGAAAAAGCGAGAGAGCGAGAGAAAAGGCGGAGCGAGACAGAAAAAGCGAGCGAGACAGAAAAAGCGAGCGAGACAGACAGCGAGAAAAAUCGAGACCGGACAGAAAAAGCGAGCGAGACCGACAGAAAAAGCGAGCGAGAGAAAGCAUGCCAGAAAAAAAACCGAGAGAGAAAAAGCGAUCGGCAAGUGAGACAGACAGAGAAAAAGCGAGGGAGCGAGAGAAAAAGCGAGGGAGCGAGAGAAAAAGCGAGGGAGCGAGACAGAAAAACGAGAGAAAAAGCGAGCGUGACAGCGAGAGAGAGAAAGCGCGCCAGCGAGUAAAAGCGAGCGAGAAGCGAGACACCGACAGAAAAAGCGAGCGAGAGAGAGAGAAAAAGCGAGCACCUGACAGAAAAGGCGAGCGAGACUGA